UUGUUUUGUUCAAUUUAUAUUGAUUACAAGAAUAGAUCGUAUUCAUUAUUUACUUCCAAUUUCAUAUUCACCAUUAAUAGGUUUUGCAUCCAAAUCAAGAAAAGACAAUUUCCGUGGAAAGUUUAUGAGAGGUGUGGAAAAAGCAAGGAUAGAAGAUUAUCCGUAUUUGGUUCAAUUAGUUCAAAAAAAAUCAGAUUCUGAGGGAUUAUAUCGGUGUGCUGGUGUUAUUCUUGAUGAAUCUAUAAUAUUAACUGCCGCUGAGUGCGUAAAGCUAAAAAACGCAAACUUUAUUAUAAAAGUUGGAACAACAGAUGUAAAUGAAGGUGGAUUGCAAAACCAAAUCGAGGGGAUAGUAAGCCAUAAUUUAUACGAUCCUGUUUCAUUGGAUUAUAAUGUCGCAUUAGUGAAGUUGAAAGACGCACUAAAAUAUUCAGAUACAGUUCAACCAAUAGAAUUAGCUGAUGAUGGCUGGGAGUGUAAUAGAACUAAUUAUGGAUCUUAUAGAGGAUCGGUGGUCGGAUGGACUUGGUGGGGUGAUGAUAAACCGUCCAAUGGGCUUUUAAAACGUAGCGAACUUCAAGUUAUUCCUCAAAAGAGAUGUGAAGAUUUUUGGAAGAUUUUUCGUGGUACUCAUCGUAAUAAUAAUAAAAUAUUUUGUGCUUAUAAAGUAGACCAUUGCGGAAUAUGUGGCGGUGAAUUUGGUGGGAUAUUCAUUAUGAACAAAAAAGUGUAUGGCUUUACUUUAGGAGGUCCAAGAAAGUGUGCUGUUAAAAAAUAUUGCGAAUUGGAUAAAGAAAAAUAA
Molecule: messenger RNA, 802 nt
Organism: Chrysoperla carnea
Lineage: Eukaryota; Metazoa; Arthropoda; Insecta; Neuroptera; Chrysopidae
Product: trypsin-1-like
Exons: 6
Coding region: 125-802 (225 amino acids)
Biological process (GO): proteolysis
Molecular function (GO): serine-type endopeptidase activity
Source: RefSeq, a predicted model, not a curated record